This is a messenger RNA of Triticum dicoccoides, 1669 nucleotides long. RefSeq names its product pyruvate dehydrogenase E1 component subunit alpha-2, mitochondrial. Gene Ontology annotation, biological process: pyruvate decarboxylation to acetyl-CoA. Gene Ontology annotation, molecular function: pyruvate dehydrogenase (acetyl-transferring) activity. Bases 150 to 1325 code for a protein of 391 amino acids. The record is from RefSeq and is a predicted model, not a curated record. NCBI's taxonomy places the organism in Eukaryota, Viridiplantae, Streptophyta, Magnoliopsida, Poales, Poaceae. The transcript is spliced from 8 exons. Gene Ontology annotation, cellular component: intracellular membrane-bounded organelle.
CCACACGCCCCUGCCCCGCCUCCCCAACCACCUCGUCGACGCUCCACUCCGCUCCCGUCCCCUCCAGCCCGCCCAGUGCUCCUCUGCCCUGUCACAGAAUCCCGCAGAUUCCCCUGAACCCGGCGAGGGCGAGCAGAGCAACCCCCGCCAUGGCCGCGGCGAUCCUCCGCCGCCUCAGCCCGGCCGCCGCCCAGCGCGCGUCCCCGCUGCUGCCGCUGGCCCGCGCGGUCUCCGACUCCACGGAGCCGCUCACCGUGGAGACCUCGGUCCCCUUCACGUCCCACAUCGUGGACCCGCCGUCGCGCGACGUGUCCACCACCCCGCGCGAGCUCGCCGCGGCCUUCCGCGACAUGGCGCUCAUGCGGCGCGCGGAGAUCGCCGCCGACUCGCUCUACAAGGCCAAGCUCAUCCGGGGCUUCUGCCACCUCUACGACGGCCAGGAGGCGGUCGCCGUGGGCAUGGAGGCCGCCAUCACCCGCCGCGACGCCAUCAUCACCGCCUACCGCGACCACUGCCUCUACCUCGCCCGCGGGGGCGACCUCGUCGCCGCCUUCGCCGAGCUCAUGGGCCGCGUCGGCGGCUGCUCCAGGGGCAAGGGCGGCUCCAUGCACUUCUACAAGAAGGACGCCAACUUCUACGGCGGGCACGGCAUCGUCGGCGCGCAGGUGCCCCUCGGCUGCGGCCUCGCCUUCGCGCAGCGGUACCGGAAGGAGGGCACCGUCACCUUCGACCUCUACGGCGACGGCGCCGCCAACCAGGGCCAGCUCUUCGAGGCGCUCAACAUGGCCGCGCUCUGGAAGCUGCCCGUCAUACUCGUCUGCGAGAACAACCACUAUGGGAUGGGGACGGCCGAGUGGAAGGCCUCCAAGAGCCCCGCGUACUACAAGCGCGGGGACUAUGUGCCCGGAUUGAAGGUUGAUGGGAUGGAUUUUCUUGCGGUGAAGCAGGCUUGUAAAUUUGCCAAAGAACAUGUUCUUGAAAAUGGACCGAUUAUUCUUGAGAUGGACACAUACAGAUACCAUGGUCAUUCUAUGUCAGAUCCAGGCAGCACUUACCGCACUAGAGAUGAGAUUGCAGGAAUAAGACAGGAGCGUGAUCCAAUUGAGCGGGUCAGAAAGCUAUUAUUGACCCAUGACUUGGCAACAGUCCAGGAGCUCAAGGACAUGGAGAAGGAAAUCAGGAAGGAAGUUGACACUGCAAUUGCCAAAGCAAAGGAAAGCCCAAUGCCAGAUACGUCCGAGCUGUUCAAGAAUGUAUAUGUCAAUGACUGCGGUCUGGAGUCUUUUGGGGUGGACAGGAAGGUGGUGAGAACCGUUCUUCCGUAGGCUGCCAAACGAGAAGCUUGGCUCUGUCAGACAGGAAGGUGGUGAGAACUGUUCUUCCGUAACCUUCUGUCACUAAAUAAGUCUGUAUAUAGAGACGCAUGAACAAUCGGACUCUGUACCGCAUUGUGCUAGUCAUUUCCCUGUCUAUUGUGGAUCUCAAUUGGGCUAUGCAGCUUAAUUUUUGGUGUCGUCUGCUUAAGGCAUUCUGUCGAUUAACAGAUCAUGCAAAGCUGAUGACCGAUGACGAAAUGAGUUACUUUGCAAGAUGCAGUUGAUUUGUACUACCUUCAUUCCAUAAUUGGAUAAUUGAAGUUCUCGAUUUGUCUCAAGUCGAACUUGUUUAA